Fusarium sp. VM40 is the source of this 1599-nucleotide messenger RNA. The record is from the annotation of a GenBank genome assembly. NCBI's taxonomy places the organism in Eukaryota, Fungi, Ascomycota, Sordariomycetes, Hypocreales, Nectriaceae.
AUGGCGACAACUCCUCCUACGGCGGCCACCACCCUUCGAGGCUCGCAACAAUCGACUCCUACUGCUGCUGCUACUCCCACACAAACGACAGCUUCAGCUGCUGUUCCUGUUCUUUUAACAUCUGCUUCCGAGUCGAGCGACGAUGGCCUGCAUCUAAGUCCCGCCGCCGCACGCCGCAUGACACGCCGGAAUCUUCGCCGUACAUCACCAACUCCAGACCUCGUUACUAGCCUCGUCCGACCACCCUCACCUGAUACUUUUUAUGUCGGUUCCCAGGUUUCUCAACAAGCCAGACAAGAUGUUAGAUCUAGAAUCGAUCCUUCGUAUUCUUCGGGUUCCUUGAUACCAAAUGUCGCCUCGGAUCGUCGAACCGGACCUCUGCUUCCCCCGCAUGCUUCUUCCCUCGGAAUCCCGAAGCGUUAUGGCGGAAAUUGUAUCUUCGAUAUGUACUCGUUGACUUAUGUCACCGAGCCCGAUCCCAACCUGUUUUGUCCCAUCUGUCACGACCCUCUCGUGGAUCCGGUCACAACUCCCUGCGACCACACAUUCUGCUACCGAUGUCUGCGGCAAAGUAUUGAUUCUAGUCCUUCCGGAACCGCCUGUCCCAUCGACCGAGAACCUCUCGCAUGGCCCAACUGCUUCAGUGCGCCACGGCUCAUCCGUACUCAGCUUAACAGCCUGUUCGUUAAAUGCCCUUACCAGGCACGGGGGUGCAAAUCGGAGCUUCGUCGGGAGGCGGUUGAGGCGCAUGCUACUACGGAAUGCCGGUUCAAGGACUUUACAUGUCCCGGCGCUGAAUGUGACAAGAGGUUACGAUCCAAACCUGUAGAUGACACUUGUCCGCACAAGCAAGACAAGUGCGCACACUGCAAGGCGACGAUCGAGGCUACUGAUCGCGACCUCCAUCUUUUGACAUGCUCUAUGAGCAAGACACGCUGUGAAACUUGCUGGAAGCUCGUCUAUCGCAGUCAGGUCGAGGCUCACGAAGAAUUAGAGUGCGAGGGUGCUAUUAUCAACUGCCCAUAUAACGACUUUGGCUGUCCAGCCCGCGCCAUACGUGGACAAAUGGACGCCCAUACUCUCGGCUGCGCGUUCCACCCCGACACACCAUCCGGGAUGAUCAUUAGAUCCCAGCGGGACAUUAUUCUAUCUUACACCGACCUGGGACAACAAGUCCAGCAACUCCAAUCUCAACAAGACGAGACAAACCAACGGAUCACCGAGUUUAAUUCUUCGCUCAGUCGUCGAGGUGUUGGCGACUCUGUUGUAGAAAACAACCGCACUAUUCAAGACCUCGACGCUGGUUUUGAAGAAGUUCACCAGAAUCUGACACACCUCGAGGCACGGCAAAGUAUGUGGACUAUCAACCAAAUCAUGCCCAUCCGCGAGGAGGUGACUGAAUUACGGAACAAUAUUAACAUGAUUCGAAUGCAUGUUAAUUGGCUCCUGAACCGAAGCCGAGAAGAAGGCCGCAUAAGAGCAGCCGCGAGCUCCGGAUCCACGGCAACUCUUCAAAGGGACAGAUCGGUAGAAGGUCCUCGUCUUUCAGAACGCCGCCGUUCAGCUAGUGUCGAAGGGACAGAUCUGCCUCGUCUGUGA